AUUUAAGUCAAAAUAGCAAGUUGGAAUUAUUAAGCAUAAGUGAUAAUUAUUUUCCUCCACAAGAUUUGUCUUUUUUGAGUCAUUUAGUUAAUUUGAAGACUUUAGGAGUAGGUAAUGGUAAUAAAAAAAGAAUCGAAGAAGGUAUCUAUAAUCACUUUUUUGGUUCCUUGAAACCUUUACAAAACAUGACUAGCCUGGAAAUGCUAAGUAUCGACGACACUGACCUAGAUGAUGGACUAGAGUAUCUGCCCGAUAGUAUUAAUUUUUUUUGGUGUUCAGCAAAGUACAAAGGUGAUGCGAAGGUAAAGGCUAUUUACAAUCUUUUCACUGGCGGACUGGGAGAAAGAGUGACUGAUGAGGAAUUUGAGUUCAUAAAUAAUUUCUCCCGAAUGCUCCAAAAUUAUAAACGUGUACUAAAGGAAAGAACGCAAAAAGUAGCGGAGGAAUUGAACUUUAUAAAUAACUUGACUUCUGAUAGAGAAAACAAAGAAAAGUUAAGUUUAGAAAGUACAGAUAAAAUGGAUAGUAAAUUGCAGCGUGGCUACAAAGACUGGAAGGAUAUUCAUCCUGGUAAAGAUGCGGAUUGGAUAUUGAAUCAUGGAAAUGACAAAGAACUGAGAAAAGAGUUUCAGGAAACUUAUCAGACGCUUGAAGAGUUUAUUCGUUCGGAAGAAGAACCUGAAAAAAAAAUAAGUGUUGAUGCCCAAGAAUAUUUUGACAAGUAUUAUCCAAAAGAACAAAAGCAAAGUAUUGCUGAGCUGGAUAUCAGAAAUGAGAAUUUAGAGGGCUCCUUAAAAAUAGAAAAUUUCACUAAUCUUAGGUGCUUAGAGUGUUCGGAAAACAAAAUUACUCAAUUAGUGAUCAUCAACUGUCCUAACUUAGAAUUAGUUGAUUGUUCUUAUAACCGCCUUGUCAACUUAAAUUUCAGCAACUGCCCUAAUUUGCGACAACUCUCUUGUUACGAUAAUUUUUUAACUGAAUUAGACCUAAGUCAGUUUCCAAAAUUAGAGAAUUUGAGUAUUAGUGAUAAUAAUUUUCCUCAACAAGACUUAUCCUUUUUGUCUUCUAGUAAUUUAGUCAACUUAAAGGUAUUAGCCUUAGGAAAAUGCAUUAAUGUUAUAAAAGACAAUUCGCACAGAAUCGAAAAUGGAAUAUAUAAUCGCUUUGCCGGCUCCCUAAAGCCUUUGCAGAAUAUGCACAAUUUAGAAAAACUUGACAUUUCUAAUACUGAUAUAGAUUCUGGUCUAGAAUAUUUACCUGAUACAAAUUUCAGAAAGGAUGCUAAAGUCCAAGACAUUUAUAACAUUUUUUCUAACGAAGAAGGAAAGCAAAAUCAGUCUUUAACUCUUAAAAACUAUUUAGAGAUUUUAGUUCCUAAAAGUUCUGAAAAAAAAUUAGGGACAGAAGAUGAAGUUCACAAACUAGAUAAUCGGCUCACUAGUUUGGUUGUUAAAAAUUGUCCAAAUCUUACUUCAAUUAGUUGUGGAAGAAAUCAGUUAACCACUCUUGCUACUAAAAAUUGUCCAAAAAUCAUAAACAUAAGUGCUGAAGAUAACUAUCUUAAUAAUUUGGAUAUUUCUCAUCCUCAAAAAUUGGUUUACCUGAACCUCAGUAACAAUUACUAUUCUACUAAGCAAGACUUGGCCUUUUUCAACAGAUUUACGAAUCUGGAGAAAAUUUUGCUAGGAGGCAUUCCUUUUCGUGGUAGUCUAAAAUCUUUAAACAUAAAUAAUUUAACUAGGUUAAAAGAAAUAAAUAUUUCCGAUACCCUUAUAGAUGACGGACUAGAAUAUUUACCCGAAAGUUUAGAAAUAAUUCACUGUUGGGGUUGUCUGCGACUAGCAAGAGAACUAAAAAAUUAUCGUUUAGGAAGCCGCAUGGGAUAUAAUUACCAAGCUUGA
Racocetra persica is the source of this 1901-nucleotide messenger RNA. The record is from the annotation of a GenBank genome assembly. NCBI's taxonomy places the organism in Eukaryota, Fungi, Glomeromycota, Glomeromycetes, Diversisporales, Gigasporaceae.